UGAACAUGCCAUACAGAUGCUCAUUUUUUAUAUACUUUCAAUUUUAUGGGAUUGAUUGAGCAAUUUUCCGCAUCUGUGAACACGGUAAUCGAUUCUCAGCUUAUAGUCAGGCUCACUCAAUCUGUCGCAGAGGCGUUUUGCACCAGUUUACAAGUGGUACGUGAUAGCGGCAUACACGUUUCUCGAAAAGUUCUGCAGUGUUCCAUUUAACAGCAAAAUGGUGAGCGAAAAUGUGAAAAAGUUGAAAGCAAUCAUAGAAAAAGCCAGCAAAUCAAAUAUUAAUAUUCAACGACUUCCAGCUAUUGGAAUUCAUUUGACGCCAUCGGAUUUGUCACUUUUUCGACUUUUUUCUCUCAUUCCAAUCGCAAUCGGAGUUAUCGCAUUUCUCUAUGGCAAAUCGUGGAUUAGCGAUACAAAAAAGUGCUGGAUAUCUUUACCCGAUUCGCUUUCGCAUGCAUUUCGUCCGCCAGAAGAUUGCGGUUUCUGCCGAAAUAUUACACAAGCCGAUCGAGUUUCGAAUAUUUCACCAAAAGAAUUCGAGAAAAAUUAUGCAUACAAUGCAAAACCAGUUGUCAUCACCGAUGCAACCAUCAAUUGGACCGCUUUAGAUGUGUUUGACUUUUGGUAUUUCAAAGAUGUGUACGAAUCUUCGCUAUUUGAUUCGGAACAAAUGAACUGCCAGUUCUUUCCGUAUAAAACCGAGUUUAAAUCACUUCGAGAAGCUUUAAGUAUUCCAGCGGAGCGUGUGAAUUAUGAAGUUGGCACGCAGCCAUGGUAUUUUGGCUGGAGUAAUUGCAACUAUGAAGUGGCUCGAGAGCUGCGGAAACAUUACGACCGGCCGUAUUUCUUACCAGACACGUCUGAGAAUAAUGCUGUUGAUUGGCUAUUCAUGGGUGGCCCCGGUCUUGGCGCUCAUAUGCAUGUUGAUAAUGUGCGACUACCAUCGUGGCAAGCCCAAAUUAAAGGUGCAAAGGAAUGGAUUUUAGCACCACCACCAGAAUGCUAUUACGAAUGCUCAACAUUUUCGAUAGUAGUUCGUACCGGUGAUGUCAUUGUUUUGGACACGAAUAAAUGGUAUCACAAAACAAUUGUUUUACCAGGCGAAAUUAGCAUUACCAUUGGGGCCGAGUAUGACUAAAUAUAAAAAUUUCAACAUAUUUACAUCAAUCGGUUAAAAAUCAUGCUUUAUUCAGAAUUGUGUUUUUAUUUAAUUGAAAAUGUUCUAAUCUAUGAAAUCUAAAACUAUUUAUUUUUAUGAUUUUGUGCGUUUCAUUCAAACAUAUUCGCUCUGCAGUUGAUAAAAUUAGAUUUUUUUUUCUAAAAUUUUAGGUUUUUAAACUACCAUUAAAUUUCUAAUUUCAGAAGAGUUAUUGUCAAUAAAAAAAAAUUAAAUCAAUUCAAAAUGUGAAAAAGUCGAACUUUUGGCCUAAACUAAUGGAAUAAAUUGUAUUUUUUCGAGCAUGCAACGAAUAGAAUCGUUAUGAAAUGAUUUUAAAUGUUCAUUGCUAGCUCUAUCACUAUUUUAUAUCAUAAGGUUCAUGUAUCGUGUUGUGAUUUGGUGGAGUAAAUUGUGUAAAUUGUCCAUUUGCCGCAAGAUCAAGAUGUUGUGUUAAAAUGUAUUAGUUAAUGAAUUGUCAUCAUGCAAAUGAAUAAAAUUGUGUUAUGAAAAUAAAA
Sitodiplosis mosellana (orange wheat blossom midge) is the source of this 1674-nucleotide messenger RNA. RefSeq lists its product as uncharacterized. The record is from RefSeq and is a predicted model, not a curated record. NCBI's taxonomy places the organism in Eukaryota, Metazoa, Arthropoda, Insecta, Diptera, Cecidomyiidae. The coding region runs from base 218 to 1138 and encodes 306 amino acids. The transcript has 3 exons.